Molecule: messenger RNA, 1471 nt
Organism: Ceutorhynchus assimilis (cabbage seed weevil)
Lineage: Eukaryota; Metazoa; Arthropoda; Insecta; Coleoptera; Curculionidae
Source: the annotation of a GenBank genome assembly
GUUUAAUCCGCCAUCUUCAACAUCAUCCUCUUUUCAUUUUUGGCGCCGCAUUGUUAACAGGGUACAGGGUGUUAUUUCUCAACAAUUCAAGGAAAAAAAGGCUCCAAAAUGACUACGGAUCACGACCAAGCCGGCGAUUGUCCCGACGAUUUGGAAUUUGUCGAAGAAGAGGAAGCCGGAGAUGAGGUGGCCAACAAACAAAUUAUGAAUUUCCCUAGUGUGAUGGCCGCCCUCAAGGCCCAUCAACGCAACGCCGAAAUGCUCGCCGCCCUGCCACCAGCCGUUAAAAGACGCAUCAAAGCCUUGAAAAAGAUCCAGCUGGAAGCCACCAACAUCGAGGCUAAUUUCUUCAAAGAAGUCCACGACUUGGAAUGCAAAUAUCAUCGCAUAUACGUACCUUUGUACGAAAAAAGAAAUCUUAUUGUUAACGGGAGUUAUGAACCUACUGAAGAUGAAUCUCAAUGGCCUUCUGAUGAAGAGGAAGAAGAACUUCCCAAUGCCUUAAAGGAAAAAGUAAAGAUUGAAGACACCAAUGGCAAGGAGGAGGAGAAGAAGGACAAAGAUGAGAAAGGCAUUCCUGAGUUUUGGUUGACCAUUUUUAAAAACUGCAGUUUGCUGAAUGAAAUGGUACAGCCCCAUGACAUUCCCAUACUCAACCAUUUAGCUGACAUCAAGACCAUUUGUCAAGAACAACCAAUGAGUUUCACCUUAGAAUUCCACUUCACCCCCAACGAAUAUUUCACAAACACCGUCCUCACCAAGGAGUAUCUGAUGAAAUGCACCCCUGACGAAGACGACCCGUUUGGCUUUGAAGGCCCAGAGAUUUUCAAAUGCACCGGCUGCACCAUCAAUUGGAAUAAGGGUAAAAAUGUGACUGUUAAAACAGUCAAAAAGAAGCAAAAGCACAAGAGCCGCGGUGUAGUAAGAGUCGUAACGAAAACCAUGCAAAACGACUCCUUUUUCAACUUUUUCACGCCCCCCACAAUUCCAGAAGACACCAAAGAAGAAGAUGUUGAUGAAGAUUUGCGCAAUUUGCUAACCAGUGACUUUGAAAUUGGUCACUACAUAAGAGAACGUGUGGUACCAAGAGCGGUGCUCUAUUUCACUGGAGAAGGUGUUGAAGAUGAAGAUGAAGACUUUGAGGAAGAAGAGGAAGAUGAAGAUGAUGAGGAAGACUGCGAUUCUGAUACCAAUGUGGGCGAAGGUGGCAAGAAUCAGGAGCAAUGCAAACAACAAUGAGAUUGAAUUGGUAGUUAGAGCCAGGAAGUUUUUGGUUUCAAGUGAUAGCUGGCUCUAAGUUCCAUCUUUGCUAUUAUUUUUGUACUAUUUUAUGCUUUUAAAGUUUCUAUUAUUUAUAAUGUAUUUCCUUCCAAAUUUAUUUAAAUUAUUAGUAAUAUUAUUAGAGUUCAAUGUUUUUUCGAAAUUUAUUCAUUUUCUAAAUAAAGAAGGUUUUCCUUUAUGCAAAGUUUUU